ACAUUUUGAGUAAAAUGUCUUUAAAACUCAUUUAUCCCUUUUUACUGAUCCUGUGUAAAUACACUCAAAAGUAGAAGCAAGAAGAAGAUUACUGUUCUACAAUAUAGUGACCAUCCUGUAGUAUUCUUAAUGUUUUACUGUAGGAAAUGCCACCUGAAGUUCAUUUAUACACAUGGCAUUAAAAUACAUCGAUUACAGCAUUUACAGACUUGUACGGUUUUUAUGAUUUUUACUUUCUGUUUUGAAUUUCCCUUCGCAAACAUUUUUAUCUACUAGAAAUUAGCAUAAUAUUACAAGUCUGUAAUAAUUAUUUCGGAAGCCUGUUUCCAACAUGUUAUACGUCGCUAUCAGACAUUUACCACGUAUUUACAUGAUUUAUGUACAGCAUGCGUUCUGUAGUUCCAAGCACCAGUUCAAAGCACCAGAUUACAGCGUGUUAAUAGCGUCCAUUACAUGAAAUGUCCGAUAAUACUACGGUACCGCUUUUGGUUUUACAGUUAGUCCAAUACCUGAAAUAUCGCCCGGGGGCCAAGACAGCGUUUCGGCGAUGUGUCAGCAGCUUUCGCAAGGGCUUUCACUUCUUUCGAGCAGCGACGACUUCGGACCAAUUACUACGCAAAGCACAAGUUCUGUCGCUAAACAGCUUUUCAAGAGCACUGUAGCUAAUAAUACUCCGCCAGCAUCUAGCAAUUCUUUGGAAGAGAUGACGCUACAAAAUGGUCCAAGUCUAAACAACAACAAUAAUAACAACAAUAAUGACAAGAACGAGGAUCUCAGCAAUUUAAAUCACGUCGGGCCCAGCUGGCGGGAGACGUCGCCAGUUUUGGCUUCGAAUCACAGGCUCACGCCGAUAUUGAACAAAACCAACAACAUCAGUCCUAUUCUUCCGAGAACGAACACACCCACCUCGAUCGUUAUGAGCACCCCCGCGCCAGCUACCAGCAUUAGUGCGUUUGGUACAUCGACUUCGGCGAGUCCAGCCUUUAGCACAGCGUCGACGUCCUCUUUGGGAAACGUCGCCACGCCAGCCGCGAACAGAUCUCCAAUUCCAGUAACUUCCGCUCUCGUACCGAUGACAACUUCGCCGAGUACGAGCGUGGUAUCCACCUCUUCGGUUCUGUCUAACAGUAUUGUCAACGAUGCUAGCCAAAUUACUCAGGCUCCGGUGGCUAGUACUAUUUCCACGCCAGCAGUUCAACCAGUUGCAACGACGGCCGCGUUGCCUAAACCAGAGCAGUGGCUGGGCAGCAUAACCGGCUCGGCGCCAGUGCAAUCCCCGUCGCAGGGACAUACGAGUCCUCGACGCGCGCCUCCGCUCCAUGCGAGAGCCCUCUCGUUGGGCUCAGCCGCGAUGGGCCAGGCCACCAGGACCGGUCCCUCAGAUCCGUUCGACGCGGAAUGGGCGGAGAUCGCGGCGAGAAAUCUGCGACAGGCGAGCACGACGAACCCGUUCAUAAUGCCGAACGCGACCCAAGCGUUCCAGGUGCAAUUGUAGCGUCAGGAGUUCAUUAAUAGCGUUGCCAAGUACUUCCGUUCGAGUACAUAGUAACGAUUACAUGUCCGUUCGCGCUUCGAUUUCUCGCAUGACCGGAAGUAUUAUACGUGAAGCCUCGACUCUGGGUCGCAUGCUUUUCUCUAAUUGAAGUAAGGGCGGUGAUCCAGUAAAUUGAAACAGGAUAUCGAGGAUCGCAUAAUUUAAGGCGACGAAGAUGUGCGAGGGUCGGAGACGCGUAUCGAUCUCGAUAAGAUGUUUAGUAACAAUGAUGAAACGUAGCAGCAGAAAUCAGCACAAAUGAAAAUGAAAAACACGUACCCGUAAACGUUGUUUUAGAAACUCUAGUAGAUCACGCACACAGCCUCGAUAACUUCGAAUUAGGAGACGAGAGAGGGGACCGGGAGAUAUUACAAGGGACCACGCGUCUGGUCGCGUUGGUAAACGUGGAUUAAUUAUAGAGGAGAACGCAGGCUCGAUCGAUCGGGCGCACACGAUCUCGAUCUUUAGAUGUCGUCGCACUUUAUUCAUGAAGGGAACUAGAUGAUAAUCGCGUCGCUGAUAUCGAUAACAAGUACUUAAAUGUCUACCACAAGAUACUUAAAUAAAAGUGGCGUACGAUAAUCUUGAGUAGUUUAGGCUGAAAAACGGUUAAACGUCGUUUCUGCAUGGCGAAAAAAAGCAAAAUUAUUACGCACCCAAGAUUAACGCUGCACCAAUCAAAUGUUUCGUCAGAUAAAAACAAGAAAAAAAAACGAAAAAACAUAAGCGAAGUAAAUAACGAGAUCAUAUGAUGAUGCUAAGUAGCUUGUUAGUCCGAAGGUCCGCGCGACAGACGUGGAAACGUUACAAUUUUCUUUCUUUUCGUGUGAUCAACGACCGAUGGAAAUGAGAAAACCUGUUUAGCUUAGCCGGUUCUAACUAUUAAAAAUUGAUGAUUCAAUUAACGAUGGAUUAGAAGAAACUUGAGGUGAAAAGAGAAAGAAGUGAUAUUUGAUGUUGAAUCGAACUUUUGGAGGCGGACUGUGAUAUGGAUACGUGGCCAGUACUUAAGUGCGAAAAUGAAAUGGGCUGUCACGAUUUUGCUCAAAGCUUUUGUCUGUAAAAGGAAGUGCACGUGAACUUGGUUAGCGAACAGGGACUAUCGUUCCCCUACCGGCAGAAUUGAUCACAGGAAACUUGAAUAUACUUUACGCGAAAACGUAACACGUACACGCAACUUAGGGUACUUAAAGCAAAGACAAAGUUAGAUGUUGAAGUUUCUAGAGUCAGUACAUACGUUCCACGCUAUCGUUGUCUAAUAUCGUACGAGCGUUCGUUAAACGACUGUGUUGAAAUGCGAGGAUGAAUGUUAAUCAAAGGUUCGCGCAAUUGAGACACACAAAAGGUGCUUCCGCUUAAAUGAAAACUAAAUACACACUUAUAUAUAGAGAAACGAAAGUAAAUGGUAAUACGAUAUUCACAAAAGGUCGUUUCACGAGCCGACACGAGAGAGCAACGAUACACAUAUGGAAUCGCGUUCUGACGUGAACCUAUAGUACUACGGGUUGUUAUAUACAUAAUUACGUUGGUUGUUGAACGAUUAUAAAGGCACGAGAAAGCUUCUCACGUCCUAUGUACCAAUGAACGCCAUACAGAUGGAAUUAAUGUUGUGUCUUGAAGCUUCUAUCUUUUCGGUUUGUGACUGAUCGUGAGCUUUUCAUUUUCUUAAAUAUGAUUGAUGGUUCAACCCCUCGUCCCCUCUAUUUUGCCUUAAGUGCGACGGAGUUGAGUAGAAUUAAAAUAAAAGAAAUACCUUCUACUAGUUUUGUCAGCGUAUACAAUUAUUAAACAUUGAACGAUAAGUUCGCUACCGCAAGAAACCCGCAAAUUGUCCUAGUAUACGAUUAACAUUAUAAAUCAUUAAAUUUUGAAGGCAGAGAAAUCUAAAAUCUAUGAUAAAAAAAUAAUAUAUAGCUACUAUGUGUCGCAUCAUAUGGCGAGGGGUUGAUAUCUCGAACUUGGAUAAAAUGAGGUGUGACGUAGAAUGAUUUUGUCGGAGAAAUAGGGUACGUGUUCAAUCGCCGUUCCGACGAUUCGUGUGUGUGCAUUGUACAUAAAAUAAUAGUGAUAUUUAAAAGGAAAACAAUUGUAACGAAAUGAGACGAGGAGCAGCUUAGGUGGAAGAAUGAAACGAAAACUGUGUGUAUGCAUGAGAGAGGAAAUUAUUCACCGAGAACAGGCGACGAUUCUUCGCGCAACUGGAAAUUCUGUCCUUCGUUGCUGACGUUCCGUUCAGUUGUAACUGUAAGUUAUCUUUGUAAAUAGUUUGAUAACAUUUCUUAGUAUGAAUCGCGUUGCUUUCGAGUACGUUUCGGUUCUUUUUCCGUGUUUGGUGACGAUUACUAUAGUUCGUUCCAAAUUAAUUUUCCACUGAGAGAGGCAAUUCAGAACGAAAUAUCUUAACAUCGCCCUUUUUGACUUUCUGAACAUGCUUAUUUUCAAAUAGUGGAAUAUGAAAGAUGAUACGUACGACAAACUUCGGUUCACGGAGUGCAGUGACUAUAAUUGACACACUUAGGGAGAAAUUAAAGAAAUGUUUGAAGUGUCACAGUAACCGAGCGAUCCAAUUAAUUUUCACUUGAUAUUCAGUUAAUUUGGGCAGACCGUAGUACAUAUCAUUGAGAAAAAUGGAGCGAGUAUUCGGCUUAUAAUGACUCGAUAUCCUUCUCGUUUGGCGAGAUUGAGAGCUUGAUCUUCCAUCUUUUGUCCGUCCGGUAAAUCAAAAGCAAAAGAAGAGAAACGAGGAAAUACCGACGCACGAAUGAAAACGUGGAAAGGUGAAACGUUUUUGUCGAGUUAGCACAAAGUGUGAUCGUCGGGUGUGUUCUUACGCGAUGCGAAAUUUGUACAGUAAAAGAAACGUGCAAAAGGAGAAAGGGACGUAGGUUGACCAAUGUACUUAAAUUAUUGCGUAAUGCAGCUUGUUUUAUUUUCUUCUCCUCGUUCUAAUGAGUUGUAACAAAUUGAACUUCGCGAAUCUGUAAUGUUCGACGAAACUAUAUGUACAUAUAUCGUUUAAAAUGAUAAUCUCUUUUUAAAAGGUGUAGGAAUACUUUUGUCCUGUAUUUUUGACGAAGAGCAGCGUUGUUCUCAAAGUUCUGACGGGGAACCCUGUAUCUAUACAGGGACGAUUCGUUGUAUACUAUUAUCGCUUUAAGUACUUAUUGUUUUUUCCUCUCCUUUAUUUUCUUUAUAUUGUUUUUUUUCCUGUAUCGAUAUACGUUAAUAAUCCAUUCAGUUACCUUUUGGCUGAAGUCUAAAUUGAAAUACCAGACGUCCAACUGGUUUCCUGCAUAAAAAUAAUCGAAUACGUUCUUUCCUUAAUUCACUUUAGAAGGAAUAGGGGUAACGUAUGUAAAAUAAUUUAUUGUAACGUAAGAGAGGGAGAGAGAAAGAGAGAGAGUCAGACAUUAGUCAAGCGAUGUUCCAGUGUCUCGCUCGACUGAAAAUUGCGUUAUUACAUACACGAUUGGUUAACUCGUUUAAAACAAUAGCACAUUGGGACACUGGAAUUGAAAAAAAGGGAAAAAUAUAAGAAAUGAAAAUGGGAAUAAUUAACGAGCGUGCCAAAUUUACGAAAAAGAGUAACAGCAUUAUUUUCGACAGUACAUCGUGCAUGCUCCUGUGGUUGUGUUGUACAUAGUGUCGCCGAUCGAUUCCUGGAUUAAUGUACGACUGCGUGUAUAUUACGUGAAAGUAUCCUUGUUCGUUUUACAAUGUAUCUGCCUCUGUAAAGAUACGAUUUAUUAUAAUAUCUGUUGUGAUUACCAAA
This is a messenger RNA of Ceratina calcarata, 5306 nucleotides long. RefSeq names its product NUMB endocytic adaptor protein (gene numb). NCBI's taxonomy places the organism in Eukaryota, Metazoa, Arthropoda, Insecta, Hymenoptera, Apidae. The record is from RefSeq and is a predicted model, not a curated record. The transcript is spliced from 3 exons. Bases 548 to 1495 code for a protein of 315 amino acids.